This is a messenger RNA of Lytechinus variegatus (green sea urchin), 910 nucleotides long. RefSeq names its product Y+L amino acid transporter 2-like. Gene Ontology annotation, biological process: amino acid transmembrane transport. Gene Ontology annotation, cellular component: membrane. Gene Ontology annotation, molecular function: L-amino acid transmembrane transporter activity. Bases 374 to 910 code for a protein of 178 amino acids. The record is from RefSeq and is a predicted model, not a curated record. Lineage: Eukaryota; Metazoa; Echinodermata; Echinoidea; Temnopleuroida; Toxopneustidae. The transcript has a single exon.
UCACCGGCACCCACACACAACUACGUCAUCCCUUUGACGAGAUCGUAAACAUUGAGUGCUCACUCAAGCUUCCAAUGCAUAUCAAAAGGCGCGACAGUAGAACUAGCGCGGGAAGGAGAAUGCUUGUAAAUUCGUGCGUAAAUUCAUACCGGCAAUUUUGGAGCAAGCACAUGUUUCACUUGAUCUCACUGUUUACAUCAUAGUGACAUUGUAUUUGAUCAGUUUUCGGUAUCAUUACCAAGGAACGAUUUUCUGUCUCCAUAAGGUGACUUUCUCUCUUCGGGAUAUAUCAAGAUUGUGUGUUCCUUAUUAGGAAGACGAAGGGUUUGUGAAGGUAACUGUACAAGCCGGCACGAGUCCCUUGGCUUCUACUAUGCCGCCGUCUAAAGAAAAGAUGUCAGCCGUGUUGAAUACCUCACAGGAGCCGUGUCUUCACGAAGUAAACGGAUAUUACACCAAAGGUAAACAGAUGGGCGACGUCGAACCAGUCCGACUUCGACGCGAAGUCGGAAUCUUAAAUUGUGUAACUGUCAUCGUCGGCUGUAUCGUGGGCUCGGGUAUAUUCCUCUCACCCCGAUCCGUUUUGGAAUACUCAGGAUCGGUGGGCAUGUCCCUUGUUGUCUGGACAGUCUCAGGUCUGUUUUCAUUGAUAGGAGCCCUCUGUUUUGCUGAACUUGGUACAACCAUUACUAAAUCUGGUGGGGAAUAUGCCUAUAUCCUCAAGGCCUUCGGAGAGUUACCUGCCUUCAUAUUACUAUGGGUGACUCUCCUCAUCAUCAACCCAACUGGGCAGAGCAUCACAGCGCUCACUUUCGCAAAUUAUGUCGUUCAGCCCUUCUACAUCGAGUCAGACUGCGGACCCCCAGAUAUUUUCGUUCGUCUUCUUGCUGUAAUGUGUAUAAGUAAGUAA